UACUGUCGUUGUGACUUGGCCAUCAGUCGAUAGGUCUCAUGGAGCGUUGGCGCAACAAAGUGGCCGUGAUAUCAGGAGCCAGCUCCGGCAUUGGAGCAGCCUGUGCACGGGCAUUGGUCGGGGCUGGAAUGGUGGUAGUAGGGCUUGCUAGACGCCAGGAUCGAGUCGAACAGCUCCGCCAGGAGCUGUCCGCAGAGAAGCAAUCCCGGGUUCAUGCGAUCAGGUGCGACGUAUCUCGAAAUGAGCAAGUUGCUAAGGCUUUCGAAUGGAUCAAGAUGAACCUGGGCGCCGUGGACGUACUAAUAAGCAACGCCGGCACCAUGGCAACGGGCGAGCUUAGUGGGCAGGAUGACGCCGGAGCCAUGCUGUCUACGAUGGAGACGAAUGUAAUGGGAGGCGUAUAUUGCAUACGGGAAGCGUUCCAAUCGAUGCGCGAACGGGAAGCUGAAGGCCACGUAGUAAUCAUGAACAGUGUCGCGGGUCAACAGGUGCCCAACCUGGGACCCCAACUGCCGUCUCUAAACAUUUACCCGGCGAGCAAGUUCGCCCUCACGGCAAUGAACGAGAUCUAUCGCCAAGAAUUCCAACGGCACAAAACGCUUGUGAAAGUCACGACAAUAAGUCCUGGCAUCGUUGAUACGGACAUCUUGCCGCAGCAAAUCCAGGGCAUCAUUAAACAGCACAUGCCCAUGCUAAAGUGUGCGGAUGUUGCUGAUGCAGUGCUUUGGGCCAUCGGAACUCCGCCCAAUGUACAGGUUCACAACGUAACCAUAAAGCCACAGGGGGAAAAAUUUUAAUCUCUGUUUAACCAAAGUUGUCUGCUUAUAUAUAUAUUUAUUCGCGUUUCAAUACUUUUCACUGUACUAAUAAAGAUCGGAAACAGUUCAUGCAUGAAA
Molecule: messenger RNA, 896 nt
Organism: Drosophila ananassae
Lineage: Eukaryota; Metazoa; Arthropoda; Insecta; Diptera; Drosophilidae
Product: farnesol dehydrogenase
Exons: 3
Coding region: 39-797 (252 amino acids)
Molecular function (GO): oxidoreductase activity
Source: RefSeq, a predicted model, not a curated record